AUGGACGGAAACAGUGCUGUCAUGGUUGAGCAGCUCCCGGUGCCGGUUCCUCUCGACACUGAGUCGAGUCCUGCAGAACCGGUCACCAUCGACACCAUAGUGCAGGAAAUCCCCCAAACUCCGACAGAGACCGUCGUUCUCCAGCCGCCACAUUCGGAGUCAGAGCCUCAACAGGACUCAGGCCCUGAUGCGGCUGCAACUUCCCAAGAGGCUGAGGUUCAAGAUUCGCCAGCAGCAGACGACUCGCCAGCAGCAGAGAAAGAAGAGGAGGACGAGGAGCAUGCUUAUUGGGCGGAGGAAGAAGAGGAUACCUCAGCUCCCGAUGAGGCGGAGCUAGCAGAGAUCGAGGCACAGGGAGAGAAUUACAAUUCUUUAGAUUACGCAUAUUGGGAAUCGAAUUUUCACCCCGAUCUGGAUGACCCCGAAUACCGCCCGGUGGAAAAGGCCCGGCUCACCUGGAAGGUUAAGGGUGUUCGAGGAACGAAGGAAAAUCCCAACCGGCUCAAAAUCAUGCGGUCCCCUCCGGCAUACAUUGGAGGGUACUGGUGGACAAUCAAGUUCUUUCCGCGCGGUAACAACGUUAGCCACUUGAGCGUUUAUAUUGAAUGCUCAUCCACGAUGCCCAAGCCCGAUGAUACUUUGCCUGAGACGGAGUUCAAGGUUCUCCGUGGACCUGCGGAGACAGAACUGGACACCAACAAACCCGAUCUCGAUAUUAAGUUCGAUAAAACCAAGGAUACAGAAGCAUGGACUGAGAUGUUCAAGUCUCAAUACCCAGCGGCUGCUAACCAAGCUGAACCAACGACAGAGACUUGGAGAGUUUCUGCGCAGAUUGGAGUCAUUGUUUAUAACCCGAACGAGCCUCGUACAGGGUGGAUGCAGUCCUCAUGCCAUCAGUUCAACCCUCAUAACCUUGAUUGGGGGUGGACCAACUUCCAUGGUCCCUGGGACCAAAUCCACCGUCGUCAGCGUCUCCAGCAUCAAGCAUUGCUUCGCAACGACACCCUAGCGUUCGAUGCGUACAUUCGCAUUUUUGACGAUCCUACCAGGUCUCUUUGGUGGCAUCCCAGUGACUCCGAACCCACUUGGGACAGCCUUGGCUUGACAGGCUACCGGCCACUUGGUGACUCAGUCAUUAACCACAGCGCAGAUGUUGCCGGGCUUGCCACUUGGCUGCAUAUUGCUCCCUUCUCCAAGGUCAUUCAGAAUGUGAACGUCCUAGAACACCUUACGAAUUGCGAUCUGAAACCCAAGCCGUUGUGCGAUGCGCUACAGAGGUUUCUCUGGCAGUUACGCCGGCGUGACCAAUCUCUUCAGUAUGUCGACACGGAUACAAUCACAACCACUCUCAGCAACUUGCAUGAGAAGUCUAGUGACGUGUGCGAGUUUUGGGAGCGGUUGCGCCGGUCUCUGGAACUAGAGCUCGCAGGUACUCCCGCGGCAGACGACCUUUCCCGGCUUUUCGACAGCCCUUCCCCAGCCUCUUUCCCUUCAGGCGCUCUGCCGACUCCUGUGCACACGGUUCCGAAGGAUUUCAAUUCCCGUAUUUUCGUUCCUGCCGACAAAGCCAAAACCACGAGCGAAGCGUUCACCUGGUAUCUCAGUGCUAAGCCCGGGCGAUGGUUACUGCCCCCAGUCUUGCACCUUGAGUUGGGCCGCCAGACACUCGAUAAAGCUGCUCGGCAAUGGCGUCUACUCUACAACCGAGUAGAUCUGGAUGAAGAAGUUGAUUUAUCACCUUGGCUUCUCGACGGUCAGUGCGGGAAAUAUAUACUGUACGGAUACAUCGUUCACCGCGGACGACGCACAUCUGGAAAGUUCUUCAGCAUCCUCCGCCCAGGCGGGCCUGGUACCAAGUGGCUGGCGUUCGAUGACGGAAGUGACAACCGAGUUGAGUGCUUGACGCGGAAGACGGCUUUAGGACCGCAUCUUGGCUUGGAUCCUGACAAGACGCCGGAUCACAAGACAGGCCAUGACAUUGCAAUUGCCGUUAUGUAUAUUCGCAGCGAUGUUAUUGCGGACUUCCUACCCGGCCCUCAGGGGCCAUGGGAGGUUUCUGAUGAACUCAAGCAUUACUACGAAACUGGUGAAGUUACCUCUCAGAAGAAAAACGAAGGUAAGACAGAGGUUGAGGAUAUUCAGGUCGAAGUUUACUCCUUGGAGAAGUAUGAUAAUCUCAGCAGUCUGUUUGAUUCAUAUGAUCUCAUGUCUCAGGCCAAGGCCGCAAACAGUGUCAUGUACAUGAGCGUGCCUCGCUCCACAAAUCUCAUAGAGGUUCGCAAGAGGAUAGGGCUUUGGGCUUCUACACGUUCAGGAGCAGAGGUCAGCCCGGAGAAUAUUCGUCUCUGGCAAAUUGGCCAUGCACGCGAUUGCUCGGCAACUGUUUCACUCAAGCGCGUUUCUGAUCUCACGGCUACUGUCGACCUGCCGUUGAACCCUGUGCGUUACUGGAUGCAGAUCGUGUCGGACGGCGACGCCAAGUACUUCGCGAUGAAAGAUCCUGAGACGCCAGUUGCUAUCACCUCUAAGCCUGAAGAAGCUGUUGUUGAGCGUCCAGGCUCCGAGACUUCGGACGAUACACCAACGACUACGUCUUCCGAGGGCGCCGAGCCAAGUUCCUCUAAUACCGGAAACCAGAACCCUAUGGACGGAAUAUCGGGUGAAGCCGGCGAAGCAUCCCCAGAGCAGCCGACCGCUGAAACCGUAAAUAGUACGGCGACGGUUGCUGUUGUGGUGUCAGAAAGCGAACCAUCACCAGUGUCUGCUGAUGUAGUUGCUGUGAAUGCUCAAGCACCUUCAACCACGGAACAAAAUCCAGAGGACGCGGAGAGCCCAGUCCAGAUAGCAGAGUCAUCCCAGCCUGAUACCUCAACGGGAGCGGCCGCCAGUGCUGAGGCCACAUCAGAUGAGAAUGAUGCUGUGAUUGCCGCCGUAAUCGCGGGCGACAUUCAACAGCUAGAUGAAGAAACCCAAGAAACGCAGCUACCUGCCGAUAACCAAGAGCAGGAGCCAAAUCAACCACCCACUGAAGAUCAGACUUCAGCCCCCGCCGAGGACCAAACCGAGGCGCCCGCAAACCUUGAAGACGCCGCACCUGCAGAGCCGGAGGUGGUUCUGCCAGUGGAGCACGUCUACUAUUACAUCAAAGUCUUCGAUAUUGAGUCGCAGUCCCUGCGCACCAUGGGAUCGUUCUUCUCCCAGAAGGAGGAAGUCAUCAAGCCCGCUAUCCGCAAGCAUCUCAACUGGCCAGAGACCAAGGACUUUCAAGUCUGGCAUCAAGUCGACGGCACUGUGGUUGACACCCUCGCCUCAGCAGAGACAUUUGAAAUCAACCCCGCUGACGGAGCCUGCUUCAUCGUCGGCGACAAGUUGAAUAAGGCAAAGCGCACCGAGCUCAGCGAAAAAGGUCUCUUCUCCAACCCCCAGCAUUUAGUCAGCUAUCUCUGGGCCGCUGCUCGCAAUCACCCCACAAAGGCCUUCAGCGGCACAAAGGCUGUUGAUGCCACCUUCACAUCUGACUUCUACAGCGGCGACUUCAUGAAGGGCUACUAUCACGGGAAAGGCAAGCAUAUAUCUGACUCGGUCGCUACCUACACUGGCGACUACGUCCUCGGCAAGCGCCACGGCAAGGGCUUUAUGGAGUACCCGACCGGCGAUACUUACGAUGGUGACUGGUUUGAGGACCAGUGCCACGGUCAGGGAACAUUCGUCGAACGUAAGACAGGCAACAAGUAUGUUGGGGGAUACAAGGAUGGCAAGCGCCACGGCAAAGGUAUCAGCUACUGGGAGGUUGCGGAUGAAGAGAUGGACCUCUGCCAAAUUUGUUUCGGCGAGGAGCAGGACGCUCUCUUCUAUGACUGUGGACAUGUUUGCGCUUGCGUUACGUGCGCACGCCAGGUCGAGAUCUGUCCCAUCUGCAGGAAGAACAUCCUCAACGUUGUCAAGAUCUACCGCACAUGA
Molecule: messenger RNA, 3960 nt
Organism: Aspergillus nidulans FGSC A4
Lineage: Eukaryota; Fungi; Ascomycota; Eurotiomycetes; Eurotiales; Aspergillaceae
Product: putative MATH and UCH domain protein
Exons: 3
Coding region: 1-3960 (1319 amino acids)
Biological process (GO): protein deubiquitination
Cellular component (GO): cytoplasm
Molecular function (GO): cysteine-type deubiquitinase activity
Source: RefSeq, a predicted model, not a curated record